CGCCUUUAGGUGAGUGGCGACGUUCCUGCUCCUGAUAGAAAAAAACGUCACUUUUUAUUGCUUUACCAUGAGUCACUCCGCGUACGGCUAAAAGGCAGGGCGGGCAGCGCCUCUUGGCAGGGUGCCCCCGCCUCCCUGCGGAUAGGCCGGUCGGGUUCGUCACCUUCCCCGCUCCGGAAGGGGUCAGUGCUGGUGGUGGGUGGGUGCUGCGGGGUGGUAGGAGCCGGUCCCUUCUCGCCUCAGCAGCCGGCCCCGCCAUGCCGCCGCCGGUUCAGACCCAGCUCCCGGACUGGGACGGCCUGAAGCUCCGAGUGCGGACCAUUAUCGCCUCGCACCGCGUCGUUAUCUUCAGCAAGAGCUACUGUCCCUAUUGCAAUAAGGUGAAAGAACUCUUCCGUUCCCUGCAUGUGGAGUACUAUGCAUUGGAGCUUGAUGUAACUGCUGAUGGACCCAGCAUUCAGCAAGUGUUAGUGGAACUAACUAACCAGAGGACAGUGCCUAAUGUAUUUGUGAAUGGAACUCACAUAGGUGGCUGUGAUGCAACGUACCAGGCUUAUCAUGAUGGAUCCCUGCAGAAACUUCUUGGAGAUAGCAAAGAUGCAGAAACCUAUGAUUAUGACCUCAUUAUUAUCGGUGGUGGCUCAGGUGGACUUGCAUGUUCCAAGGAAGCUGCUGGUUUUGGAAAGAAAGUACUGGUUUUAGAUUAUGUUGUUCCAACACCUCUUGGAACCUCAUGGGGUCUUGGUGGCACAUGUGUAAAUGUAGGCUGCAUUCCGAAGAAGCUAAUGCAUCAAGCAGCGCUUCUGGGUCAGGCACUCCAAGAUUCAAGGAAAUAUGGAUGGCAGUAUGAAGAACAAGUUAAACACAACUGGGAGACCAUGGUAGAAGCAAUACAAAACUACAUUGGCUCUUUAAACUGGGGCUAUCGAGUGUCGUUACGAGAGAAGUCUGUGACAUACCUCAAUUCAUAUGGAGAAUUUGUUGAACCACACAAAAUUAAGGCAACUAACAGAAAAGGACAAGUAACCUAUCACACAGCAGAGACUUUUGUCCUGGCAACAGGAGAAAGGCCUAGGUAUCCGGGUAUCCCUGGAGAUAAAGAAUAUUGUAUUACAAGUGAUGACCUCUUCUCCCUGCCUUACUGCCCUGGCAAAACUCUGGUUGUGGGUGCUUCCUAUGUGGCUCUAGAGUGUGCGGGAUUUCUUGCUGGUCUAGGUAUGGAUGUCACAGUGAUGGUGCGGUCCAUACUCCUUCGGGGCUUUGACCAAGAAAUGGCAGAAAGAAUAGGUGCUUACAUGGAAACACAUGGUGUGAAGUUCAUCAAGAAGUUUGUGCCUGUUCAGGUUGAACAGCUGGAGGAAGGCAUGCCUGGAAGACUGAAAGUGACAGCAAAGUCUACUGGAGGAGAACCAGAAAUCUUUGAAGAAGAAUAUAAUACUGUUUUGCUAGCCAUUGGUCGUGAUGCGUGCACCAGAAAUAUUGGUUUAGAGACAAUUGGUGUCAAAAUCAAUGAGAAGAAUGGGAAAGUACCUGUAAAUGAUGAAGAACAAACCAAUGUGCCUUAUGUUUAUGCUAUUGGAGAUAUACUGGAGGGAAAGCUUGAACUUACUCCGGUUGCCAUUCAAGCAGGGAAACUGUUAGCCCGCAGGCUUUAUGGUGGUAGUUCCACAAAGUGUGACUAUAUCAAUGUACCAACAACAGUGUUUACUCCUUUAGAGUAUGGCAGCUGUGGGUUAUCUGAAGAAAAAGCCAUAGAAGGAUAUGGAAAGCAAAACCUGGAGGUUUAUCACAGUUUGUUCUGGCCACUCGAAUGGACAGUAGCAGGCAGAGAUAACAAUACCUGUUAUGGAAAAAUUAUCUGCAAUAAACACGACAAUAACCGUGUAAUAGGAUUUCAUGUUCUCGGACCUAAUGCUGGUGAAGUCACCCAGGGUUUUGCUGCUGCAAUAAAAUGUGGUCUCACCAAAGAGUUGCUUGAUGAAACAAUUGGUAUCCAUCCAACUUGUGCAGAGGUGUUCACUACAAUGGAUAUUACAAAAUCAUCAGGACAAGACAUCACUCAAAGGGGCUGCUGAGGCUAAACCUGCUGUUUUACGUGUUUUCAUGUUGUGCACACUUGGUUCUGUGGAAGCCCAAAUACAGCUGCUUUGCAGCAGAACAAACACUUGCAUCAGUACCGCUGUAUGUAGUGCAGCAGGGAGCGGUGCCGUUGUGAGGCUUCCUCAGCAAAUAGUGGUGCAAGUGGAAACAGUAACACAGCAGGGAAAUCUUGAACUGUAAAUCCUGACUUUGUUUGGAAUCAGCACUACUGUGCUUUUAUGAUGUUCUAGCUCGGAACCUUCCUGUGAGGUGAGCUACAACGGAUGGCUGCCACGCAAGGUUGGGAGAUCACUUCGUCUGGUCAGAUGACUGAACUCUUCCUGAAGGAAAUUCAUAAGUUGCACAAAGUAAAGCUAAUGCUUCUAGGCUCCACUCUCUUGUACAAAUGCCUGAGAUAGAGGACAAAUGUAUAAUGGAAUGAUUCUUGCCAACAGUUUACAGUUGAUUGAUUUAUCUUUGUGGAUGCAUUUUGUUUCACUUGUCUGUUCAUUUGAGGCAAGAUGGCACAAAGAGGAUGCGGUGAUGAGCAGUGCAGUUCAAGCACUAGUCUCUCACUUCACCCAGUCUGGAACUUUAAUCUCAGACAUCGCUGCUGUUACACUUGUAGUUGUUUGACCUCAGGUGAUACGAUGUCUUUAAGGUAAAAAAAUCAGUUGUAGGCAUUUUGUGUGUCAGAGUUGAAGAGCAUAAGCUCAAGAGACUGAUACUGCUGGUCUCGGAUCCACAUUCAGCUCUGUAAUGUAAAACAUGACAGAACCCAGAACUGCAAGUUUGCCCUCCUCCGUGGAGUAAUGAAAUCUUGGAGGAGCAGGGGCUGAGAGUAAUCUGUCCCACUAAUAUGGUAGGUGCCUGCCCAUGAUGAUAAUGAUUGUUGUAUAGAAUUUCUUUGAAGCAUGCAUUGCAGCAAAGAACAAGCUCUCGGUGUCAUGCUGUCAUGCUUUGUGUAGUGUUAUGUACAGUCUGUACUCUGAAGCUUUCUUCCACCCCCAGCAUUCUGCUCUGGGGGAGUUGUGCUUGAAUUUAGCUCUUUAGUUUUGUCCAAAGAGAUGUUUUGAAAGACUCUUCUGAGCGUUGUAUGAUAGUGAGCAAACAGUUUUUAACUAUUUAAUCUAUGAUGUACCAUGGGAUUUGAAUUCAGUUCAAUAAACAAUGCAUACAACA
Messenger RNA from Melopsittacus undulatus (budgerigar), 3261 nucleotides. It is a transcript of the gene TXNRD3, whose product is annotated as thioredoxin reductase 3. Gene Ontology annotation, biological process: cell redox homeostasis; glutathione metabolic process; cellular response to oxidative stress. Bases 258 to 2075 code for a protein of 605 amino acids. The record is from RefSeq and is a predicted model, not a curated record. Gene Ontology annotation, molecular function: glutathione-disulfide reductase (NADPH) activity; thioredoxin-disulfide reductase (NADPH) activity; flavin adenine dinucleotide binding. Lineage: Eukaryota; Metazoa; Chordata; Aves; Psittaciformes; Psittaculidae. The transcript has 16 exons. Gene Ontology annotation, cellular component: mitochondrion; cytosol.